Molecule: messenger RNA, 669 nt
Organism: Cryptomeria japonica (Japanese cedar)
Lineage: Eukaryota; Viridiplantae; Streptophyta; Pinopsida; Cupressales; Cupressaceae
Exons: 1
Coding region: 1-669 (222 amino acids)
Molecular function (GO): nucleic acid binding; RNA-DNA hybrid ribonuclease activity
Source: RefSeq, a predicted model, not a curated record
AUGGAAUUGAUCUUAGUCUUGCCGAAUGAAAUCAAGCCUCUAUUCCAGAGCUGGCCUCUGCAUACAAAGGAGAGCUCACUGAGCCAAAUUAUGGAAAUUGCUCCAUCAUACCUAAUUUGGGAAAUAUGGAAAGAAAGGAACCACAGGCUAUUUGAAGGCAAAGCUAGAAAUCAGAAAUCAAUUCUAAAUUCAAUAGAAUCAACAAUAGUGGAUUCAAUCAAUGGCAGAAUAGCCUUCGCUUUGAAUCAGUCUAAAGUUUUCUCUUCAUGGUAUAAGAAAAUUAGUCAAAAUUGGCAAGGAAUCAUUAUCCCCUCACUUUCUCGCCAUAAUUCCAAUAAAAGGAAAGAUGCAAUCUGGUCUCCCCCGAAGCCAGAUUGGGUGAAACUGAAUUUUGAUGGGGCUUCCAAAGGCAAUCCAAGCACCUCCAGAAUAGGCUAUGUUAUCAGAGACCAAUCAGGAGCAAUCAUCGAGAAAAUGGCAAAACCAAUCCCUCUAGACACUAAUAACAUAGCAGAGUUUACCACUCUACUAUUAGGCUUGAAAGACUGCAUCAACCAUGGUAUCAAAAAUGUUUCAGUAGAAGUAGAUUCGGAGAUAGAAAUUAAUAACCCCCAAUUGGAGGCUUCAAGCUUUAUUGGAAAGAAUUCUAGAAAUCCUGAACAAUUUUGA